This is a messenger RNA of Pisolithus orientalis, 2343 nucleotides long. RefSeq names its product glycoside hydrolase family 55 protein. The record is from RefSeq and is a predicted model, not a curated record. The transcript has 24 exons. Gene Ontology annotation, molecular function: polygalacturonase activity. Bases 1 to 2343 code for a protein of 780 amino acids. Lineage: Eukaryota; Fungi; Basidiomycota; Agaricomycetes; Boletales; Pisolithaceae.
AUGUUUAGCCGUCUGUCUUUACUUGUUUCGUCCAUCCACAUUUUGCUACUAGCGGCGCCAUCAUUCACUAGCGCACUUGGUACCUCUUGUACCGCCCCUCUGACCACGGGCACAGCAGCUCCGCAGGACCCCUACUGGCUGGAGACCAUAAAACACCAAGGAAUAUCCGCGUUCAACCCCGAUCCCUCUACCUACCAAGUUUUCCGGAAUGUAAAAGACUUUGGGGCAACGGGCGACGGUGUAACAGACGACACAGAUGCAAUCAACGCCGCCAUGUCGACCGGUGAUCGCUGCGGUGGAGGUACCUGCGGCUCUUCGACUAUUACGCCUGCUAUCGUCUAUUUCCCGCCUGGUACAUAUCUCGUUUCCGCUCCAAUCAACACGUAUUACUACACACAAAUGAUUGGAGACGCGAAGCGUCCCCCUACGCUCCUUGCAGACUCCAGUUUCGAAGGAAAAGCUGUUAUUGAUGCGGAUCCGUACAUGUCCAAUGGCUCGCAGUGGUUUAUCAACCAGAACAACUUCUAUCGAUCAGUGCGUAACUUGAUCAUCGACCUCCGCCAAAUGCCUACCACAGCCCCUGCCAUCGGUCUUCACUGGCAAGUUUCCCAAGCCACCUCAUUAAUCAAUGUCGUCGUAGAAAUGUCAAAAGAAAAUGGCACGCAGCACCAAGGUCUUUACAUGGAAAAUGGCAGUGGUGGCUUUAUGGGUGAUAUCAUAUUCAAUGGAGGCAUGAACGGCAUUUACGUUGGCAAUCAACAGUUUACUGUCCGGAACAUCACCGUAAAUGAUGCGGUACUAUUGCUGUCCCGUGGAAUUGGGUUCCUUACUGCGGAGCAGGUUGGACAUGGCAAGGGGUUUCAAUCAACAACUGCACGGUUGGCUUCAACAUUACCUCUGGCACUGGGGGUGUCGGUUCGGAAGCAAUCAUUGACUGCCGUAGUUAUGGACACCGAAAUAUUCGUCUCAACAACGACCCCUGUCAACAGCUCCCUCGGAGGUUCCCUUAUAUUGAAUAACAUCGUGCUCCACAAUGUCCCCGUCGCGUCUUGGGCCCAAGGCAACGUUUACCACGGCACUGAUGGCCAGCCAGUUUUCACCCAGGGGUCGAUACCAGGCCCGGUGAAACCAGGAAACCUCCUUGACUCUGAGGGCAGAAUCUUCGGCAAAUCUCAUCCCCAGUACGCAGAUUACGCUCUUGAUCAAAUAGUGAGCGUUAGAUCCAUGGGUGCAACUGGUGACGGUGUCACGGAUGAUACCACUGCCCUUCAAAAGGUGUUCGACGAGCUCAUAUUCUUCGAUGCUGGAACCUACUACAUCACCGAUACACUUAUUAUUCCCGCCGGCUCUCAGGUCGCAGGCGAGGCUUGGUCCGUCAUCAUGGGUGGAGGCUCGAAGUUCCAAGACGAGAGCAAACCAAAGGCUGUGGUACAAGUUGGCGAGGCUUGUCCUAGCAACUUCCUCGGAGUCAAUGGCGUAGGAGGACCUGACUGCCUGUUCGGUGCGAAUAGUAUCUUUACACCAAGCGGGAUCCUUGAGAUCACUGACAUCGUCUUCACCACUCGUGGACCCGCUCCCGGUGCCAUUGUUGUGGAGUGGAACGUGCACGAGCCUGUGGGCGUUCAAGGUGGCGCAGGAAUGUGGGACAGUUAUAUCCGGAUUGGAGGAGCUGCGGGGACUGACUUACAACUCGCCGAGUGCCCUGCGGGGUCCCAAAGUCCCAAUUGCAUGGCAGCGUUCAUGUCGUUGCACCUCACGCAAGGUUCUAGCGCCUAUCUCGAGGGUACGUGGGCAUGGACCGCCGACCACGACAUGGAGGAUCCCCAGCUCCGUCAAAUCAACGUGUUCACCGGACGAGGUGUCCUUUCCGAGUCGCUUGGCCCUGUGUGGUUAAUUGGAACAGCGGAACACGCUGCACUCUAUCAGUAUAAUUUGAACGGUGCCGAAAGUCACUGGAUCGGGCUCGCACAGACAGAGACGCCUUACUACCAACCGGUUCCACAAGCCCCUGCACCUUACACCAUCAACAAAAAGUAUGCCGACCCAACCUUUGAGGGAACAGUCGGUACGGCGUGGGCUAUGUAUGUCCAGAGGUCUUGGAGCAUAACUCUGUUCGGUGGCGGAUUCUACAGCUUCUUCCAGAAUUACUCCACCGCUUGCCUUACAAACGUGAGUUGUCAAGCCCAGAUUUUCAAUGUGGACGAUGCCUCUACGAUCCAAGUCUACGGGUUCUCGACGGUCGGCACAGAUUAUCAAUUGAGCAUUGAUCAGAAGGGUAUCAUUGACGAGGCUAGCAACCCGACUGGAUUCCAGCAGUCGUUCGCCGCUUGGACUCGCUGGUGA